Molecule: messenger RNA, 1820 nt
Organism: Pelodiscus sinensis (Chinese soft-shelled turtle)
Lineage: Eukaryota; Metazoa; Chordata; Testudines; Trionychidae
Source: RefSeq, a predicted model, not a curated record
GGAAAGCAGAGGCCUGGCCUGGGUCUUUUUGGCUGGGCUGCCCCUGAAGGAAGGAGCCAGGCCCCUGGUUCGGAGGGGCAGCUGUUUGCCUGCGGCUUCAGCUGCACAGAGCCAGGCUGCAUCCCCACCCCUCUGCUGCCGGCCAAUUUCUCCCCUUGCUGUGGACAGGCCUGACCAGCGCUGCGGCACCACCCGUGACAGAGACGGAGCAGCAGGAAGCAAGCAGGAGAGGAGGGAGGGUUCCUGUCUGCAGCAGCAGCUCCUUGCGAGCCCCAGGACGCAGGCCCACUCUGCCCCUCCUACCUGCCGGGUUCCCUGCCCCCCAGAAAGGUGCCAUUCCAGCUGCAGGCGAGCAGCCUCCCCAGGGACAGAUUUCAGAGGAGUCACCUGCAGCAAGCCCCAGCCGACACCUGGGGAUGGAGCUCUGAGCCUGUCCGACCAGCCCCGUCCGGGGGAGAGGAAGGCACCUUGUGUGGCAGGCUGCCUGAGGCCUUUUGGGGCUGAGUGAGAUAGUCUGGGGAAGCUGGGGGUGGGGAGGGGAGACCCAUCUCCCCAGAAUGGAUUGUGUGGCCCUGCGCAGCUGCCUGGAGGGACUGGAGACAGGAGGCGCUGGGCUUGGGCUGGCUGCUCUGGGCUCUGCACUGCUCCUGCUGCGGAGGGGGAGAGUCUGCAGUGGGGCAGCUGGGCUGUGGAGACGCCUGCCUGACAGCCCCAGGGGCCCAGUAUAACGAGAGCUGGACAGGGACAGGAGGAGCCCAGGACAAUACCGGGGGACCCUGCGUUUCCCCAGGGUCUCUGCUUGGCUGGAUCAUUUCUCUUUGGCUCCCACCAGCCACCCCAGGUCUUUGCAGCAACAGGGAUUGCGGCGCGGCCACGCUGCUCCUCCAGCCCGGCUCUGUGUGCAGUUAAGAGAACAGACGCCUCUGGAGCCCGGGACCCUCGUGUGGGGGCCACCCUGCUUGCUGAAGGACUGGGAAGCCAGAAGGCAAAGGUUGUGCCAGCCAGGCUGAGGAAAGGGGCCUGGGACAACGCCCUGCCACUGAGAUCCCCACCUGUGUCCUGGCGCCAUGGCGCGGCCGAGCUCAGGGGCACUGAUUUCGGUCAGCGGCCUGGGCUUCCCACCACAGAACCUGGCCCGCGUGGUGGUGUGGGAGUGGCUGAACGAACACGGGCGCUGGCGGCCCUACACGGGCAACGUGCUGAAGGAGGACACCCGGGGCAGUGUGGUGCUCGGGCAGGUGGACCCCCAGCUGGCCCCAUACAUCAUCGACUUGCAGUCCAUGCACCAGUUCCGCCAGGACACAGGGACCAUGCGUCCAGUCAGGAGGAACUUCUAUGACCCCUCCUCGGCCCCUGGGAAGGGGGUCGUGUGGGAGUGGGAGAACGACAACGGCUCCUGGACCCCCUACGACAUGGACAUUUGCAUCACCAUCCAGAAUGCCUACGAGAAGCAGCACCCGUGGCUGGACCUCUCCUCGCUGGGCUUCUGCUACCUGAUCUACUUCAACAGCAUGUCGCAGAUGAACCGGCAGACGCAGCGGAAGCGCCGGCUCCGGCGCCGCAUGGACCUGGCGUACCCGCUCACCAUGGGCUCCAUCCCCAAGUCCCAGUCCUGGCCCGUGGGCACCAGCUCCGGCCAGCCCUGCUCCUGCCAGCAGUGCCUGCUGGUCAGCAGCACCCGGGCAGCCUCCAACGCCAUCCUGGCCUCGCAGCGGAGGAAGGUGCAUGCGGGCAGCAGCAACGGGACGCUGGCCGUCAGGCAGAGCAACACUUUCAGCGGGACAGCGCUGUGGUCCGCGGGCACCGUACCGGCUGGGGGG